Messenger RNA from Punica granatum (pomegranate), 2931 nucleotides. The record is from RefSeq and is a predicted model, not a curated record. Lineage: Eukaryota; Viridiplantae; Streptophyta; Magnoliopsida; Myrtales; Lythraceae.
CCGUUUUCCGCUUUGUCACAUUGAUUGUAGUUCUUUUCUUGCAUUUUUUUUUUCCUGUUAAUCUUUUGUCUUCCUUUUUUUUUUUUGUCACAAAAAUCUCCGAAAGACGGCCACGGCCUGAGCGAGCAAGAUGGAGGUUUUCUCUCUCUACCGUCGCUUCCCCCCAGAGCCUUCUCGUAUUCUAUCUCUGACCAUCAUUUGAUUCUGCCGCCGAGAAAUUCAUCACGCCGAUGUAUUAGGAACAGGUUUAGUUCUGUUGAGCAUUGCUGAAAGAACUGAUUAAUCCAUAAGUGAGAAUUUUGUGUGGUAUUAUCGCUCUGUGGAUUGUCCAAGAUGAGUGUCGUUGGGUUUGAUAUAGGGAACGAAAAUUGUGUCGUUGCCGCCGUUAAGCAGAGGGGCAUCGAUGUCUUAUUGAACGAUGAGUCCAAACGUGAAACUGCGGCAAUUGUCUGUUUCGGGGAGAAACAGCGGUUUCUGGGCUCGGCUGGUGCGGCUUCUGCUAUGAUGAACCCCAAAUCGACAAUUUCUCAGCUGAAGAGACUGAUAGGGCGCAGAUUUGCGGACCCAGAUGUUCAGAGAGACCUCAGAAUGCUUCCCAUUGAAACCUGCGAGGGAUCAGAUGGUGGAGUUUUGGUUAGAAUAAAAUACGCAGGGGGGACCCACACAUUCACCGCAGUGCAGAUUAUGGCAAUGUUGUUCGCCCAUUUGAGGGAAGUCACAGAGAAGAAUUUGGAAAUGCCUGUUUCUGAUUGCGUCAUUGGGGUACCCUCUUACUUCACGGACUCGCAGAGGGUAGCUUAUCUGAAUGCCGCAUCAAUUGCUGGUCUUAAGCCCUUGAGAUUGAUUCAUGAUUGUACUGCGACUGCCCUCAGUUAUGGAAUCUAUAAGACUGAUUUCUCCAACAGGGGCCCCACAUAUGUUGCAUUUGUGGACAUUGGCCACUGCGAUACUCAAGUGUGUAUUGCUUCAUUUGAGUCGGGGCAGAUGAAAAUCCUCUCUCAUUGCUUUGACUGUAACUUAGGGGGAAGGGACUUUGACGAGGUUUUAUUCACACAUUUUGCUGCGCAAUUCAAACAGCAGUAUCAUAUAGAUGUCUACUCUAACGCGAAGGCUUCAAUGAGGCUAAGGGCAGCCUGCGAGAAGCUGAAAAAGGUUCUAAGUGCAAAUGCUGAGGCGCCUCUAAACAUCGAAUGUUUAAUGGAUGAGAAGGACGUCAAGGGGAAUAUUAAGAGGGAGGAGUUCGAGAAGCUCGCAUCGGGGUUGCUGGAGAGGAUUGCAAUUCCCUGUAAGAAGGCUGUAGCUGAUUCGAGGUUAUCUUUGGAGAGGAUCCAUUCAGUUGAGCUCGUAGGAUCAGGAUCAAGAAUUCCAGCUAUUACUAGAAUGUUGGCCUCUCUCUUUGAAAGAGAACCACGCAGAACUUUGAAUGCAAGCGAGUGUGUGGCUCGUGGAUGUGCCCUUCAAUGCGCGAUGCUUAGCCCUGUUUUCCGGGUCAGAGAGUAUGAGGUGCAGGAUUCAAUCCCUUUUUCUAUCGGGUUCUCCACGAACGACAGUGUGAUUUCUGCCGGAUCAAAUGCUGUGCUGUUCCCUAGAGGCCAGCCUUUCCCGAUUGUAAAAUUUCUGACUCUUCAGAGGAGUAGCUUGUUCUAUUUGGAAGCAUUUUAUGCUAAUGCCGACGAGCUACCUUCUGGCACAUCUGCAAAAAUUGGUUCUUUCAUGAUUGGCCCAUUCAAAGGUUCGCAUGGGGAGAAGACAAAGGUUAAAGUCAGAGUUCAAUUGAACCUUCAUGGCAUUGUCGGUGUUGAUUCAGCAAUGUUAGCAGAGGAUAAUGCACACACCUCAGUUGCCGGUGAAGAUACUUGUCAAAAUGCAGAAAGAGUCUAUUCAGACACCACUUCUGCUAAUGAUCAACAUGGCCUUGAAAACGGCACCUCUACUUCACAUGCUUCUCAGGAUCAUGGCACUAGAAGAGAGAGAGCAAUGAGGAAGCUUGAAGUACCAGUCAACGAGAAAAGAGAUGGUGGGAUUAGUGAGGCUGAUCUCGCUGAAUUUAAAGAGAAAGAAGCUCAGUUGGCUGAACAGGACAGGAUCAUAGAACAGACCAAAGAGAGGAAAAAUGCUUUGGAGUCUUAUGUUUAUGAGACACGGAACAAGCUUCUGAACACGUACCGGAGUUUUGCAAGCAAUUCUGAGAGGGAGGGAAUCUCAAGGAGCCUGCAGCAGACAGAGGAUUGGCUAUACGAUGAAGGCGAUGAUGAAACUGAAAAUGCUUACAAUUCAAAGCUAAAAGACCUAAAGAAGUUGGUUGAUCCAAUCGAGAACCGGUUCAAGGACGAAGAAGCCAGAGCACAGGCGACAAGAGACCUACUGAACUGCAUAGUAGAGUACAGAAUGUCCGCGAAUUCACUUCCACCAGAGCAUAGAGACUUGAUAAUUAAUGAGUGUGAUCGAGCAGAGCAGUGGCUAAGAGAGAGAAGCCAACAACAAGAUUCCUUGCCAAAGAAUAUGGAUCCCGUACUAUGGUCCAGCGAUAUCAAGAGUGUGGCUGAAGACCUAAACUCGAAAUGCAGGCUUAUAUGGAAUUCGAAGACCCCUUCGACUCUAGAGGAUGGGAGAGACUCAGACCCAAACUCUUCUAGGCUCUAGUUCACAUGGACGAGUGUUUUUUGCCCUUCUUGUUUACCUUCGAUUGUCCUUGAUGAAUUUGUUUUGUUUUUAUACGGGUUCCCAAUGUAAAUUUCUUCUUCAAAUUGAGGUGUGGAUAUAGAAAUGUACGAGGACUGGGAGAGCAGGAGAUUGAUAGAUGCUGUCCAGGAAAUGUGAUGUUUACUUGAUAGCUUAGGUGAGUUUCCAUCGAAACAAUGUUGUGCGAUUAUGAAUUUUUUCGGGCAAUAUCAUUUCGUUAUAUUAAUGAUAAAAGUUUUUUGGACCCAA